CAAAAAGAAUAAUAAUAAUAACAAAACAGUGAGACAACAAUUAUUAUCAUUUUAAAUUCCAACGAAAAAAUACUUUAAAAUUAUUAAAUACCAAUAAAACAUUCCUACAAAACACACAAAGAACUGAAACCUUAAAUAAUUACAAAAAUGUCGCCCUUUGAAAAUACAUCUGCCCUUAGUGCUACCCUCUCCACGACCACUUAUGUGGCACAGAAUUUCACCGCACCAUCACCAUCACAAUCCUCAUUUGAAGAUGAUUUUUAUGAAAUCAGCAGUUUAGUGCGUGUAACGGUACCAUUGUGCUUUGGAGUCAUUGCUGUAACCGGUUUCUUUGGCAACAUCUUGGUCAUACUGGUCGUGUGUCUGAACAAACAAAUGCAUUCAACAACAAAUCUAUUAAUUGUUAAUUUGGCUGUGGCCGAUUUACUGUUUGUGGUCUUUUGUAUUCCUUUUACGGCUGCCGAUUAUGUGGCGGACACAUGGCCUUUUGGUGACUUAUGGUGUCGUAUCGUGCAGUAUUUGAUUGUAGUCACUGCCUUUACGAGUAUUUACACAUUGGUUCUAAUGUCAAUCGAUCGUUUUUUGGCUGUGGUACAUCCCAUACGUUCACGUAUGUUGCGUACGGAAAAAAUUACCAAGAUUUGUAUUAUUACCAUAUGGACGGUAAUUUUUAUGGCUUCGUUGCCGGUGGCUAUAUCGCAUGGAGUAGUGCGCACCAAUGAUCCUGGUGUCCCCGAAUUCGAAAUGUGUCAAUUUAUGGAAACUGAUUUUCUAUCACUCUCAGCGUAUCAGACAAUAUUUUUUGCCAGCUCGUAUUUACUCCCUCUAAUGGUCAUUAGUGGUUUGUAUGUGCGUAUGAUAACUCGUUUGUGGCGACAAGGCAGCGGUGUUCGCAUGUCUGUCGAAUCACAGAGAGGACGUAAACGUGUGACACGUCUGGUUGUAGUCGUUGUGAUUGCAUUUGCAUCAUUAUGGUUGCCAGUACAGGUAAUUCUGCUGCUAAAAGCACUCGAUUUCUACCAUGCCGAUACCAAGUUAACCGUGAUUUUACAAAUUGUCGCACAAACUCUGGCAUACAUGAGUUCCUGCAUAAAUCCGGUACUCUAUGCAUUUUUAUCGGAUAAUUUUCGCAAAGCAUUUCAUAAGGCCAUAAAUUGUUCAAAUCGUUUUCAAAAUUAUUCCUCAGAUUUGCCGCCAGCACGAAAAACUUCAUAUGCCCGAACAUCAUCGACAGGUUUUUAAUUUAAGUAACUGUUAAAACGAUGUAUGUAGUUAUAGUUACUUAUGUAG
Molecule: messenger RNA, 1290 nt
Organism: Calliphora vicina (urban bluebottle blowfly)
Lineage: Eukaryota; Metazoa; Arthropoda; Insecta; Diptera; Calliphoridae
Gene: AstA-R2
Product: Allatostatin A receptor 2
Exons: 4
Coding region: 148-1242 (364 amino acids)
Biological process (GO): G protein-coupled receptor signaling pathway
Cellular component (GO): plasma membrane
Molecular function (GO): neuropeptide Y receptor activity
Source: RefSeq, a predicted model, not a curated record